Messenger RNA from Gekko japonicus, 3213 nucleotides. RefSeq names its product beta-1,4-galactosyltransferase 3-like. The transcript has 7 exons. The coding region runs from base 27 to 1073 and encodes 348 amino acids. Gene Ontology annotation, biological process: carbohydrate metabolic process. The record is from RefSeq and is a predicted model, not a curated record. Lineage: Eukaryota; Metazoa; Chordata; Lepidosauria; Squamata; Gekkonidae. Gene Ontology annotation, molecular function: glycosyltransferase activity.
UCUUGUGCAAGGCCUUUGGAAGAAAAAUGUCCCUUUCUCGAGUUGAAAAUCCUUGCUUUCUUCUUUUCUUGGUCAUCUUUCAAGCAAUAUUCAUUUUGAUAUUAUAUCGAGGUGGAGCUUCGAGUGUGUUUCGGGGUUUUUUAGAUGUUCCUCAACCAUUGGACUACUCAAAAACGGAAGAUGUUUAUACAAAUCUCAGCUUGUUUAUUCACGCUCCUAAUAAGGAAACUAUGCCGUACUGUACACCACAGUCACCAAUAUUUGUUGGACCCUUAACAAUCACCUUUAAUACACUACCCAGUGAAAGAACAAUCAUCAGCAAAAACCCUUAUGUCCAGUUAGGUGGGCGCUACAGCCCGCCCCACUGCCUGGCUCGUUACAGAACGGCAAUCAUUGUGCCACACAGGAACCGUGAAAAACAGCUGCGGCACUUGCUGUAUUACCUUCAUCCCUUCCUCCAGCGUCAGCAGCUUCACUACCGCAUCUACUUGAUUCACCAGGCUGGAAACGGUCCAUUUAACCAAGCAAAGCUCCUUAAUAUUGGUGUCCGUGAGGCCAUGAAGGAUGAUGACUGGGACUGCCUGCUUCUGCAUAAUGUAAACCUUGUUCCAGAGAAUGAUUAUAAUCUCUAUGUCUGUGAUGAAUACUACCCCAAACACAUGUCCAGUGCCAUAGACAAGUUACAGUACAGUUUGCCAUAUUGGUCCUUCUUUGGUGGUGUGUCUGCUUUGACCCCAAAUCAUUACAUGAAGAUGAAUGGAUUUCCAAAUACCUACUGGGACCGCGGCGGUGAGCAUGAUGACAUUGCUGAAAGGGUUAGCAUUUCAGGAAUGAAAAUAGUUCGGACCCCACUGCAUCUUGGGCGUUACAAGAUGAUGGACCAUGAACAAAUUUCUGACUAUGCUGAGAAUAUUAAAAGGCCUGCUGUAUUACACACUAGAACAACAUGGAAGGAUGAUGGAAUGAAUUCUCUGGAGUUCAAAGUCUUGGCCAAGAAGCAGUAUCCUCUUUAUACUAACAUUACUGUGGAUAUCGGGGACCCCCCAAUGCUCCCUUCACUGAGCAAAAUAUAGGAAAGGAAAGUUUGAGAUUGUGACAAUAUCUGGCUGUUUGGCAAUGCUGGAUGUGCUGGAGAACACAAAGGUUAUGAAAGAGCAUUUCUUUACUCUGGACUUCCGUUUACAAGAAGGAAAUUAGAAGUGCCCAGGAACAGCAACCGUUGUAUUAGCUUUAUUGUGGAAAACACUUGAGCAUUGUUAACUGCAAUGACUACUGAGGCUCUGCACUCUUCCCUCACUACUUGCACAGCUCUUCUCAAAGAGCGAAUUGUAGACCAUCCAACCAGCUACACUGUGAUUGUGGGUACUUCUGAUUAUUGUAUCCUUUCUGCAACUACCUGAGCUGAGUGUAAGAUGCUCUUACAUGUUUGACCUAGUUUAGGAACAGUUUUGUUUUCAAAAAGGCCUGCUGGUUAGACAACCUGUUCUUCUGCACCUUAGUGCUAAGGCUUUAAGGCUGCCGUUAAGUGUUACUAUAUUCAAAGUGUUAACCCAACCCAGUGAAAUCAAACUCAAGCAUGAAUGCAUAUAUAUAUGAAAAAGUUGAGAAGCAAUGUUUUUAGUAAUGUUCCUAAAAGUUAUUUGCACUGUUUCAUGCUUCAGCAGACUUUGACUGUCCCUACACCCAACUACCUCCAGAAAGCUGCUGCUCACACCCAGUACAGUCACCAUGGGAGUACACCUGAGAACUUCCUGUGACAAACCAUCUGGCCACAGUGUAUGACUGUUUGCCCCCAUAAAUUAUAUAUUGCAGCACUUGUCUGUCACCAACUGCUGAGGAUUUUGUAAACACUAUAAGAUGGUACAUUUUUGUGUUGCAGUUUUAUAAGAACAUUUAGAGAAAUAUCAGUUUUUUUCCUAAGGGAUUUUCUAGAGGACAUUACGAAGGUGGGCAAUAUAGUAUGUGAGAAUUAACUUACAACCUACUGUAAGCAGUGGAAGGCUGAAAAUAAUGUGGCUCAAUCUAAAGUGAGAGGGAUACUUGCACUGUACAGUCAGAGUUGUUCAGACCACAUGGUGUUACUGAGAAUGCACUAAUCUAAAAACCACUUUCCCACAUGCAAACAGACUUAUUUCUUCCCUAAGAUGGUUCUUAAAGGCCGUGUCAUUUAAAUUUCUCAACAGUGUUUCACUGUAUUUACUUGCACUUGUUUUCCAAACUUGUUCUCUGUAUUACAGUAAAAAUUAGAUAUAAACCAAGGUGUUCUUAAAAAACUGAUAAAUUAAGAACCACAAUUCAGCUAUAAUACAACCAGAAUAAGCAUUUUUAGACAGGUUUAAAUUAGUACCUUUUUCAAUUUGUCAUGGAUCCAUUCAUUUCUGUUGCAAGCAGAAUAAAAUUUAAUGUGAGAAACUAAAACUGUAAAGCUGGAAGUGGUUUUGUUGUCCACAGCUGCUAAAAAAUGUCAGCAAGAUAGUUUCAUAGCACAGCAAUUUGAACUGCUCUGACCCUAGUCAAGAGCUCAUCUGGAUUUGACAGGUUCUAAAGAGUAUAAAAAACAGCCACUCACCAGAAGUCUGGCUUGUUUCAAAAGGCAGGGCAACUAUACUAUAAGCAGGUAGUAAUAAUCAUCAGUUAAUGAUUUCUGUUCAAUUGUCAAGAGCACUUCUCCUCUUUGAAGUGAUUACCACCACGUGUGGGCUGUACAAUGCAGAAACAUCUACACAUUGUGAAUCGUAUAAAUAAACACAUCUACUUUUCCCUUACUAAUAUGUGAAAAGUGCAGAUCUAAUGCUGGCGUUAACUCUAGUCUAUGUCACUGGGCUGGCACUGGAAGUGGCUCCCAAUCAAAUACCAUGAAAUGCAUAAAAACGUUUCAGUUUGAGCAUCUACAUUAAGAACACUUUUCUAUUGACUAUAUUCUUGAUGUAUAAACCACAGAAUGUUCAUUUCUCCCAGAAAAUUCUCCGCUUCAUUCUCCACGACAAAACAGGUGACACUUUUAAUAUUAUGUGCUGGGAGGGGCCGUGGCUCAGUGACAGAACACCUGCUUUGCAUGCAGAAGAUCCCAGGUUCAAGUCCGUGGAGAUAUUCAACUGACUCCCCAAUACAGUCUCUUUUGCCAUCACAUAACAUGGCUGCCCAUAUGGCUAUUUCAUUAGUAUUCACACAGUCCCACUGAUUAUCUUAUAUAAACAUGAAAUCUCUAUUUAG